Molecule: messenger RNA, 1748 nt
Organism: Nannospalax galili (Upper Galilee mountains blind mole rat)
Lineage: Eukaryota; Metazoa; Chordata; Mammalia; Rodentia; Spalacidae
Gene: Mxd4
Product: MAX dimerization protein 4
Exons: 6
Coding region: 3-806 (267 amino acids)
Biological process (GO): regulation of transcription by RNA polymerase II
Molecular function (GO): protein dimerization activity; RNA polymerase II cis-regulatory region sequence-specific DNA binding; DNA-binding transcription factor activity, RNA polymerase II-specific
Source: RefSeq, a predicted model, not a curated record
GUAUGUGUCAAUUUGAGGGCCAGAGGCUGAGGGUGGCGGCCGAGCGCAGGAGUCCGGGAGUCAGGCAAGUGUGCCGCCAGGCGCGGGGCGGGCGGCCAGCGGAGCCGGCUGGAGCGCGCCGGGCAGCUGCCGCCGCCGUCCCAGGCGCGGGCGGCAGGAUGGAGCUGAACUCCCUGCUCCUGCUGCUGGAGGCGGCCGAGUACCUGGAGCGCAGGGACCGAGAGGCCGAGCACGGCUACGCCUCGGUGCUGCCCUUCGACGGCGACUUCGCCAGGAAGAAAACAAAGGCGGCCGGCCUGGUGCGCAAGGCCCCGAACAACAGGUCUUCACACAACGAACUAGAAAAGCACAGACGAGCUAAACUCAGGCUCUACCUGGAGCAGCUCAAGCAGCUGGUGCCCUUGGGCCCUGACAGCACACGCCACACCACUCUGAGCCUCCUGAAGCGUGCCAAGAUGCACAUCAAGACCACCCACUCUCCUCAGAAACUGGAGGAGCAGGACCGCCGGGCACUGAGCAUCAAGGAGCAGCUGCAGCGAGAGCACCGCUUCCUGAAGCGACGCCUGGAGCAGCUAUCAGUGCAGAGUGUAGAGCGCGUGCGCACUGACAGCACUGGUUCUGCUGUCUCCACAGAUGACUCAGAGCAAGAGGUGGACAUAGAGGGCAUGGAAUUUGGCCCUGGGGAGCUGGACAGUGUUGGUAGCAGCAGUGAUGCCGAUGACCACUACAUCCUGCAGAGCAAUGGCUGCAGUGACAGCAGCUACAGUCGCCCCUGCCGGCGGCCCGGCCGCCCUGGCCUCUCAUAGGCUCCAUGUCUUCUGCUUCUUGGCCUGCCUGCCUGCCCGCCCAGCCAAGCGUCUCAGCCUUCCAGUCCUCCUCUGACUGAAGCCAGCCUCUCCAUGGGCCCACUUGCUGUGCCAUUCUUGAAGCUCCAGCUGAUGCCUGGGCUGCCUGCCCCUGCCUGCCUACCCUUCGGUUGGGGCUCAAGCUGCCCGCCCCCUCCCGGAUGGGCAAGAUCCCCUGCAGGGAGGCAGGGCCAGGCUCUCACAUCCUGGAGCCCAGCGUAGUCACCCAUGGUCUGUUCUCAGAUUCCUAAUCAUUCCAGAAGUAUUAAAUAUCAUUGCUGCAAACCUCGGCAGGAUCCGUGUAGGGGCCUUAAUGACCACUUCGGGGAGCAUGGACCCCAACAUCGGAUCCCAGGAGAGACGAGUGGACUGAGGAAGUAAGGAAGGUGCGACUGUCUGUCCAUCCAUCCAUCUAUCUGUUGGUCCACACAGGCUCCUGAGGUGUGGACAGGGGGAUCCAUAAAGGGCAGGACUUGGGUGAGCAGCUGGGACUUGUUGGUGGCCCCCUCUUCCAUGUUGUCAGGAGCCAGAGUGGGGCUCCCCUUCCACAGUGUGCAAGCUCCUGGGGGCUGGCUGGGCCACCCCAUACCAAGCUGGGUGACUUCUGCUCUUUUGGGACCAUCAGAUGCAUACAUACAUGCCUAGGCUCCCACCCUCAAGCACAUACACAGACAUGUGGACAUCAGCGAGUGUAUGUCCUGAGAUAGUUGGCCUGGGGUCACCUGCAAAGGCUGGCCUUGGCCUGUGCCUGAUUAUGGCCCAAGCUCCUGUUCACCUGUACCAGCCCAGAUAGCUCUGCCUGGUUUGCACAGGAUGUAGGUCUUUUCUUCCUGGCAGGGAUUGGGAUUAGCUGGGUGGCAAGCUGGAACCACUGGGUCCUCUGGGCUUUCUCAUCUCCCUUUC